GAGAACUAUGACCGCGUCUUCGAGGCUGUUCCAGAUUCGUGGUUUACAGACGAUACCAAAACAUUUUGCUAUUGGCCUCCUAAAACAACAUCUAAAAGUCUGAUGAUAUCUGCAGUAAAUUGUGCACGACCGGAUGAUGACUGGAAUAUUUACGAGUGCAAAGUUGUAAGUGGGGGGCACGCGAGUUAUGCAUCCGCAUACAAUACAAGGUCGUCCGAGACAAGUGUUCACAGAAAUAUAAUACAAGCAGUGCAGAAGAUCGAAUUAAAGCUGAUGGUUAUCGUCGUAAACAUCCUGUGUUGGCGUUGCAAGGCAAUAAAAGCUUCGAAAAUCUUUUUACUAAAUCAGCUGCGAAAGAUAAUGCAGGGGAUAAAAAUAUCAGCGAGUCGAACAGUACUCGAUCUGAGCUAACGAAUGCUUCUGAUAUUAAUGACCUUCAUGAAGAUGAUGAAGACGGAGGAGCGGCUCAUAGUUUGUCAACAGUCAGAGAAAAAAGUUCAUCGAAACAGUCGAAACAACAGAAACUGCCUACUAAAUCAAAGGGUCGAACUGAUACAAAAACUUCAGUCGAAAAAGUGGUCGGCAAUUCUGGCUCUACUGACCAUUCGGAAUCCAGCACAUCAAAUUCGCAGAGUCGCAGCUUGCAGGGCUCUAAAGUUGCUUGUUCGCGGAAUAAAACCCCCGAGAGUUCUAUUUCACGAUCUGGGAGUUCUCUAUCACGAUCUGGGAGUUCUCUAUCACGAUCUGGGAGUUCUCUAUCACGAUCUGGGAGUUUUCGAUCACGAUCAGGGGGUUCUCAAUCGCGUUCUGUGCGACCUCGAUCGCGUUCUGUGGCAUCUCGAUCACGUUCUGGGGUAUCUCGAUCGCGUUCUAGGGAAUCUCGAUCGCGUUCUGGGGGAGCUCGAUCGCGUUCUGGGAGUUCUCGAUCACGUUCUGAGAGCUUUCGAUCGCGUUCUGGGAGUUCCCGAUCACGUUCUGAGAAUUACCGAUCGUGUUCACAGAGUGCUCGAUCACGACAAACCAAUUUACGAGAGAAUUCCAAGAAACAAUUGGGAGCUGAAAGUCUGAACUUAAAUGUACAAUCGAUCAACUGACAACAUCAGUGGUGCCCGAAGAUGGACGUUCAAAUUCAAGAAAGCAUACAAAAUACUCGUCACCCCGCUCCCGAUCAAGUUCUUCACUGGAAAUUAUCGAACACUCAAACCAACCAUCUUCAGCGAGCCGAUGCCAGUUACGUGAAAAUCAGCCGCAAUCAAGCAAUAUUGCGUCAAGAUCUGACAACUCAAGCCCCAGAGUGGAUCGGCUGAUGAAGCUUCUAGAAAAGUGCGAGCAACGUCAGAACGAAAAUGAACGACGAUUGAUAAGAAUGGAAGUCACACUCAACAAAACCUUUAUAAUGAUCUGGUCAACGCAAAAAAUUAUAAUGUGCAAAAGGAUGGUUCUUCGAAUAACGAGUUGAUUGACAUGGAAAGUGAAGAUGAAAUGGACGAGUUGGACGCAUUUAGGAAAGACCUGAAAAAUCGACGUUA
Bradysia coprophila is the source of this 1529-nucleotide messenger RNA. Its product is annotated as lanC-like protein 2. Gene Ontology annotation, biological process: peptide modification; carbohydrate metabolic process. NCBI's taxonomy places the organism in Eukaryota, Metazoa, Arthropoda, Insecta, Diptera, Sciaridae. The record is from RefSeq and is a predicted model, not a curated record. Gene Ontology annotation, cellular component: plasma membrane.